AUGUAUUCUCCAAAAACUCGCCCCAAAAGUUCUUCCUCCACAUUUCCUCCUCCCUAUAUUUCUAGAGCAGGUGUUGAUCAACAUGCGAUAGAGAUUCACAGCAAGCGUCCUCCUGUACUAGCGAAACAGAAGCUCUUCACAACUAUACUAAUGUGGGGCUUGGUCCCACAGUUCUGGGCGCAUCUAUACAAGAAUCUCCACAGCACUACUCUGGACAACCUCCUAAACAUCUCAGCUCCAGGUGCAUUAUGGAUGAUUCAGAUCUGGCUGCAAGUGUACUUUCUAGAACUGAGGUUUCCAGACAUAGUUAUGCUUGAAGAUCGAGUCAUACUUAUCCCACUGGAAUCUUACAGGAGUUGUAAUAAGGGAACUUCUUUGAAAGAUGCAGAUGAUUUGGAUGUGCACAAGGAUUGCAGGUGCACAGUGAACAAGAUCAACAACAUCGUGGAUGCUCUUUAUCCUUCCUGGGAGCCUAAUUCCUACAGUUCUGGGGAAUUUGACCCUUGGUGGAAGGCUAGAUUUGCUAGUUUUUCUGACUCAAGCAUUGCCACGAAGGGUCUUUUUGCCAAUUCGGAUGCUGGGAUUGUCUAG
This is a messenger RNA of Prunus armeniaca (apricot), 591 nucleotides long. Lineage: Eukaryota; Viridiplantae; Streptophyta; Magnoliopsida; Rosales; Rosaceae. The record is from the annotation of a GenBank genome assembly.